AUGACACGGCAUCGCUGGCGACCAUGGAACUUGAUUGUCGGAUCUAUGCUUGCUCUGCAGGCCCAUAGCGCUCCCUCUGUGAAUGUGGGCAUGAAUGCAGCUUUUCCUGCAGGUCCAUACUUGCUCGAACUCUUAGAAACCGCGGCAGCAGAGAAUUCAUCAUCCUAUUUUCCGCUCCUGGACCGAAUUGCUACUGGAUAUUUCGCCUCUGCAUCAACAGACGCUGCUUUAUAUGAGAAAUUCCUUCAAGUCUUGCAAGAAGAUGGCUGCCUGUCUAGCGCCGAGGGUCUGUCCACAUUCAAACUGGCAUUGUCUUUGCGAUCUGCAGCGCCUCGAGUAGAAGCUCAUUACCAAUACUAUUCCACUGUUGUUUCCCCUACUCUUGGCGAAGGACCUGAAUCAGAAUGCUUCAAUUGGGUGCUGUUGGAUGGGAAGCAGUAUUGCAAACCCGAACUAGAGGAAGUUAUCAAAGAUGGUCUACUGUCCUUGCAAAACAAGCAUUUGCCAUUUGAUCGAGUAUUAGGCGCGGGCAGAGAAGCCAUCCUCUAUGCUGACAUAACUUCGGAAACGUUUGGAGAAUACCAUAAAGCUCUUUCAAAGGCCGCAGCAGAAGGCUCUCUGAGCUAUCGAAUUAGAUAUCACCGCACUCAAACAACGCCCAGAGCAACUCUUCACAUGAGUGGUUAUGGUGUUGAGCUGGCAUUAAAGAAGACGGACUAUAUCGUCAUCGAUGAUCGACUACAAGACGAAGAAUCUCAUCAUCAGAAUAUUGGUGCCGGUGCCGGUCUCGAUGACAGUGAAGAUGUGGCCGAUAUCAAGCCUUUGACAGCAUCAGAUCUCUCGUCGCUUGGAUUGAAAGCGACAUCCUUCAUAUUGCAAAGUGAUGACCCGUUGGAGACACUAGUAAAGUUGACUCAGGAUCUGCCCAAGUUUCUAACUUCAAUUGUUGCCCACAAUGUUUCUACUCGAUUCGAAAAAGAGUUUAAACUUAACAGCUUAAAAGGAGUACCGGGGGGUCUAAACUUGCUAUGGCUAAAUGGUGUUCAAUUAAUUGAGCGUCAGAUUGAGCCAUUCGCUCUUAUUGAGAGACUGCGCCAAGAACGAAAACUAAUCGAUGGCUUUCGUGCUCUUGGACUGAACGGAAAGCAAGCGGUAUCUAUUCUCGGCCAUCAAGAUGUUUCUACCGCGAAGGAAGGCGGCGAGGCACUGAGAUAUGAUUGGACAGAUCGGCUUGAAGAUGGGCGAGUUAUCAUAUGGUUAAACGACAUCGAAAGCGACGACGUUUAUGAGGAUUACCCAAAGAGCUUGACAUCACUACUGCAACCGUCAUAUCCUGGACAACUGCCGCCCAUUGGGAAGAAUAUCUUUACUCUCAUCGCACCUGUCGAUUUCUCAAACCCAGAAGAUGUUUCAUACAUCAUGCAAUUGAUUUCUUUCAUUUCUCGGGGUAUCUCUAUAAGAUUUGGCCUUGUUCCUCUAAUUUCAACUCCUGAGGCCAUUGUUAAAGCCAAGAUAGUUUACCACCUAUUCGAGAAUUAUGGUAUCAACGGCCUUUUUACUUAUCUAGGGCAGCUCGAAGACGCCACUAAAUUGACCAACGAAGAGCUCUUUGCCAGAAUAACCGGAGACCAUGCACCACUUGUGGACUCGGACAAAAUGAGUCUUGCUGAAGUUCUUGAAGCAGACACCUACGAGCAACAGCUCGGAUUCGCUCAGCAAUGGAUCAAGCGACUAAAGGUGGACACGCCGAUUCGACCAGUGUUUCUCAAUGGCCUCCCAAUUAUCCGCGAUGAGAAUUGGAUUCAAGAGUUGGGAAUGCAAAUCGGGGAAGAUCUUCGAGUAGUGCAAAAGGGAGUUUUUCUCGGAAUGCUUACUGAUGACGACUGGGCCCCUGGGAUUUUCCUCAAUAAGGCACUCUCCAGGAGAAAUGACUAUAUAACACCCGACGAUGAAGGGAAAGGCCUCACUGUGCUUAACAUAAACAAGAUUUAUAUUGAGCAUGCAGAUCUUUUUAGCAAUAUCCCCGUCCUCGAGUUUGCUUCCGAGUCACUAAAGGAAGAUUGGUCGGCAGCGACUGUCAUUGCUGACCUGACAACGACAAGUGGCAAGGGUCUAGUUCUAUCCGCUCUCGAGUUCAAACGCCGCAACUCAGGUGCCAGAAUCGAGAUCGUUCACAAUCCUGUAUCAUCCGACGGUGCUGCCUCGAUAAAUGCUGCACUCAUGGCGAACCUAGGGUCACUGGGCGACAUUCAGGACAUCAGCGAACUUUCCGAUUUAAUGCAAACACCAAUUGAAGAUAAAAACAAAGAUGGUUAUUUUGAGGCUUUACAGAGAUUCUUGGGAGCUUCGAAAGUGCCCUUGGGAGCCCAAAUGAUUAUGCUGAACGGCAGAAUGAUUGGACCCAUUUCGGAGGACUCCGAAUUUGAUGUCGAUGACUUUCAACAAUUUUUGGAAGUCGAGCAAGCGAGGCGCAUACUCCCAAUUCUUAAAGCAGUUGAAGAACUUGGCUUGGUCGAUAAACUCUCCACUCCCCUGGACGCAGCUAAAAUAACGUCCAUCGCUGCCCUAUCUACAAUUUCUGACCUGCCUGAGGGAAUUUUUGAGUCAGCAACGUCUGCUCGAACCAGCCUUUAUGACAAAUGGCCCUCAACGCAUACAAUUGAAAAGGGUGACCCGGAAGCUGCGAGCGUUCACAUAGUUGGGCUCAUAAACCCAGUAAGUGAGCAAGGUCAAAGAUGGGCUCCUAUUUUGAAGGUAUUGUCUGAGCUAGAGGGAGUUCACUUGAAGCUUUUCAUCAACCCUCCAGAAAAAAUUGAGGAGCUUCCAGUCAAGCGUUUCUUCAGGUAUGUCUUGAAGUCUCAACCGACCUUCAAUGAUGAAGGCGAGGUUAAAGGACUACAAGCUACCUUCAAUGGUCUGCCCUCCGAGGCUUUGUUGACAACUGCUGUUGAUGUUCCGCCUGCAUGGCUUGUAGCACCUCUAGAUUCGAUUCACGAUCUCGACAACAUAAAAUUAAGCGCAGUGAAGACCGACGUUCAUGCCACAUAUGAGUUGAAGCACAUCCUUAUUGAAGGACAUUCUAGAGAGGGCAAAGCAUCAGCACCGCGAGGAGCCCAGCUAAUUCUCGCCACCGAGAAAGAGCCCCUUAUCACAGAUACCAUAGUCAUGGCGAAUAUCGGCUUUUUCCAGUUUAAGGCAAAUCCUGGAGUUUAUUCUAUCCGAUUGAAGGAAGGCCGCAGCUCCGAGAUAUAUGAGAUUGAGAGCAUUGGCGCUCAGGGAUGGAAUCCCGUUCCUGGCGAUAACGGUACUGAGCUCGCAUUGAUUGAUUUCCAAGGCGUGACAUUAUAUCCACGUCUCCGAAGGCGAAGUGGCAUGGAAGCGGAAGAUAUCCUCCAAGAAAAGGACACCCAGGACAACAAUAUCAUCUCCAAGGGUAUUAAGCUGGCAGAAAGUCUCUUUGGCGGAAAAUCUAAGACGAAGUCGCUAUCUGAACGAGAACACGCAGAGAUCAACAUCUUCUCCGUAGCCAGUGGCCACCUCUACGAGCGCAUGUUGAACAUCAUGAUAGUCUCGGUUAUGCGCCAUACAAAUCACACCGUCAAGUUUUGGUUCAUCGAACAAUUCCUUUCUCCUUCCUUCAAAGAAUUCAUACCCCACAUGGCAGAGAAGUACGGCUUCAAAUAUGAAAUGAUCUCGUACAAGUGGCCUCACUGGCUACGGCAGCAGAAGGAGAAGCAACGAGAAAUCUGGGGCUACAAAAUUCUAUUUUUAGACGUCCUUUUCCCCCUGUCUUUAGACAAGGUCAUAUUUGUCGAUGCCGAUCAAGUCGUCCGCACGGACAUGAUCAACCUAAUGAAUCUCGAUCUAGAAGGAGCUCCAUAUGGAUUUACACCCAUGUGUGAUUCCCGCGUUGAAAUGGAGGGAUUCCGGUUCUGGAAACAGGGGUACUGGGCAAACUACCUUCGUGGGCGCCCUUACCAUAUUUCCGCCCUUUAUGUUGUUGACUUGCGACGCUUCCGAGAGUUAGCUGCCGGUGACCGUCUUCGACAACAGUACCACUCACUUUCAGCGGAUCCAAAUAGCCUUGCCAAUCUGGAUCAAGACUUGCCGAAUCAUAUGCAGUUCAAUAUCCCCAUCCAUAGCUUACCUCAAGAGUGGCUAUGGUGCGAGACAUGGUGUAGUGACGAAAGCCUCGUCGAAGCUCGCACCAUUGAUCUAUGCAAUAAUCCGCUUACAAAGGAGCCCAAGCUUGAUCGAGCAAGAAGGCAGAUUCCCGAGUGGGUUGCUUAUGAUGAAGAAAUUGCCGCGUUGCACCAGAUCUACAAAGGGGAGGCGGCGGUAACUCCUGGCAAAGAGAGGCUUUCUGAAGGUGGAGAAGAAACAGCUGAAGUCGGGGCAGAAGACAAAAACACUAAAAGUCGGAGACUAGAAAGCGAUGGGACACAUACGAAGGACGAGUUAUAA
This is a messenger RNA of Trichoderma asperellum CBS 433.97, 4464 nucleotides long. RefSeq lists its product as uncharacterized. Gene Ontology annotation, cellular component: endoplasmic reticulum. Lineage: Eukaryota; Fungi; Ascomycota; Sordariomycetes; Hypocreales; Hypocreaceae. Gene Ontology annotation, molecular function: UDP-glucose:glycoprotein glucosyltransferase activity. The record is from RefSeq and is a predicted model, not a curated record.